Chroicocephalus ridibundus (black-headed gull) is the source of this 849-nucleotide messenger RNA. It is a transcript of the gene ATOH1, whose product is annotated as atonal bHLH transcription factor 1. The coding region runs from base 1 to 849 and encodes 282 amino acids. The transcript has a single exon. The record is from RefSeq and is a predicted model, not a curated record. Gene Ontology annotation, biological process: positive regulation of transcription by RNA polymerase II; axon development; sensory organ development. NCBI's taxonomy places the organism in Eukaryota, Metazoa, Chordata, Aves, Charadriiformes, Laridae. Gene Ontology annotation, molecular function: E-box binding; protein dimerization activity; DNA-binding transcription factor activity, RNA polymerase II-specific. Gene Ontology annotation, cellular component: nucleus.
AUGAGCCUGCCGCGCGGCGUCUGGGCGGAGGGCGCGCGGGAGCCGGCGGCGGGCGCGGAGUCCGGCGGCGGGUGCGGAUUCGGAGCGGGCUGGCUCGGGGUGUGCUGCGCCGGCCGCCUGCCCGCCGCCUCUCCGCGCUACCUGCUGCCCGCCGAGGAGGAGGAGGCGGCGGCGGAGGGCGGCGGAGGGAGCGGGGCGCGGGGCGCGUCGGCGGGCGGCGGGCGGCCGCGGGGCGGUGGUGCCGGGGGCGGCGGGCUGCGGUCGCAGGUGAGCGGCGUGCAGAAGCAGCGGCGGCUGGCGGCCAACGCGCGGGAGCGGCGGCGGAUGCACGGGCUGAACCACGCCUUCGACCAGCUGCGGAACGUCAUCCCCUCCUUCAACAACGACAAGAAGCUCUCCAAGUACGAGACGCUGCAGAUGGCGCAGAUCUACAUCAGCGCCCUGGCCGAGCUGCUCCACAGCCCCGCCGCCACCCCCGACGGCCCCGGCAAGGCCGACCACCGCGGGGCUCCCUUCGAGCCCCCCUGCGCCGCCGGGGCCGGGCCGCCGCCGGGGCCGCCGGCGCCGCCGCCGGGGCCGCCGAGGGCCUCCCCCCCCGGGCACGGCAGGACUCGCUUCCCCCCGCCGCCGCCGGCCGCGGGGGGUUACUCGGUGCCGCUCGACCCGCUGCACUUCCCCUCCUUUGCGGAGGGCGCCCUGAUGGGACAGAGAGCCCCUUCCCCCGCCCUCCUCAUGCCGCAGCCCGGGCCGCCGCCGCAGGAGAGGAGCAAAACGUCGCCCCGAUCCCACAGGAGCGACGGGGAGUUCUCGCCCCGCUCCCACUACAGCGACUCGGACGAGGCCAGCUAG